UGGGAAGACGGGGAGUAGGUGUUGCACCUUCUAGAGGGCUGUAACUUUAGGGUUCGGGGUUAAUUGUUUAAAAUCUCCGAGGUACUGGCGUGGAUAUAUUACCCACUUUACGAAAAGAGACUAGAGUGCGCUCGGAGGCGUGUUUCUAGUGAGGACAUUGAGUCCCAAGUUUGACGACUUCCUCAAGAUUGCACAGAAAACUUUCAGAGAUUUCAGAUAUUGAGACUAGAAGAUUGUGCUGUGUUUCUUCCGCUUUACUUGACCUGGGACUCUGAAACCAGUUCUGUUGUCUUCAACUUAAUCAGACAGCAUGGAGGCACCUCCGGUCACCAUGAUGCCUGUUACUGGAGGCACUAUUAAUAUGAUGGAGUACCUGCUGCAGGGAAGCGUUCUAGAUCACAGUUUGGAAAGCCUUAUCCACCGCCUUCGUGGUUUGUGUGAUAACAUGGAACCCGAGACUUUCCUUGACCACGAGAUGGUAUUCCUCCUUAAGGGCCAGCAGGCUAGUCCAUUUGUUCUCAGGGCCCGGCGUUCUAUGGACAGGGGAGGAGCACCCUGGCAUCUGCGUUACCUGGGACAGCCAGAAAUGGGAGACAAGAACCGCCAUGCCCUGGUGCGCAAUUGUGUAGACAUUGCAACAUCUGAGAACCUCACUGACUUCUUGAUGGAAAUGGGCUUCCGCAUGGACCAUGAGUUUGUCGCCAAGGGUCACUUGUUCCGUAAGGGUAUCAUGAAGAUUAUGGUGUACAAGAUCUUCCGCAUCCUGGUGCCAGGAAACACAGACAGCACCGAGGCCUUGUCACUUUCCUAUCUUGUGGAACUAAGUGUUGUUGCCCCAGCUGGUCAGGACAUGGUCUCUGAUGACAUGAGGAACUUUGCCGAGCAGCUGAAACCUCUGGUUCACCUAGAGAAAAUAGACCCCAAGAGGCUCAUGUGACUAAGACAGUCUCUCUGCCACUGGGGCCUGACCUCACCUGUUACAAAAAAGAAGAUGUUAUAAAGGCUCCAUUUCACCACUGCCAGCCGGCUUCCUCCCCCAGAAAGGAGAAUGAGAACUUCGCUGGUUCUAUACAGUUUUCCUCAUGUGGCAAGUUCACUUCUGUGACAGCCUUUCCAAAUGAAAGACUUAGGAUAACAAGACUCUAUCCAGUCCUUCUCUAUAAGGAAGGGAAACUGGAAUAAAUUAGCUUUUAGAAAGGAAAAUCUUUUACUUGUUUUGCUAUUCGUGUGCGAGCUUGUACUGUCGGGUAAUAAAAGCUAUGAAGAGAAA
This is a messenger RNA of Neogale vison (American mink), 1270 nucleotides long. RefSeq names its product mediator complex subunit 18 (gene MED18). The coding region runs from base 311 to 937 and encodes 208 amino acids. Gene Ontology annotation, molecular function: transcription coregulator activity. The record is from RefSeq and is a predicted model, not a curated record. Gene Ontology annotation, cellular component: mediator complex; core mediator complex. Gene Ontology annotation, biological process: termination of RNA polymerase II transcription; regulation of transcription by RNA polymerase II. Lineage: Eukaryota; Metazoa; Chordata; Mammalia; Carnivora; Mustelidae. The transcript is spliced from 4 exons.